Messenger RNA from Zymoseptoria tritici IPO323, 456 nucleotides. RefSeq lists its product as uncharacterized. The annotation marks the transcript as partial. Lineage: Eukaryota; Fungi; Ascomycota; Dothideomycetes; Mycosphaerellales; Mycosphaerellaceae. The record is from RefSeq and is a predicted model, not a curated record. The transcript has 2 exons.
GAUAUGCAGGCGGCAGCAAAGACGUUCAUGAGCGCGAAGCACAUUGCGGUCGCCGGAGCAUCGUCAAUCCCUUCGAAGUUUGGACAUCAGAUAUUCGCAUGGUAUCUAGAUCAUGGCAUUCCUGCGAUCCCGAUGAACCCAACGCUAUCCAGCGUUACAGUCCAGAAGAAAGAAUACGACACGAUUGCUUCGCCAUCGAAGCUCGCCUCGCCGAAAGACACAAGUUUGUCCGUCAUUACACCUCCGGCAGUCACAGCCAAGAUUCUUAAGGAGGCCAAAGAGGUCGGCGUGAAGGCCGUGUGGCUUCAACCAGGCAGCUUCGAUGAUGAGAUCCUGAACUACGCACUAGAAGCUUUUCCAGGCGCGGCAGUGGGUGGCUACGCAGAAGGGUCUACAGCACAUGAGGGUUGGUGUGUGCUUGUUGAUGGAGACGAUGCUCUUGCAGCCGCUGGACGG